Colletotrichum truncatum is the source of this 2094-nucleotide messenger RNA. Its product is annotated as PHD-finger domain-containing protein. NCBI's taxonomy places the organism in Eukaryota, Fungi, Ascomycota, Sordariomycetes, Glomerellales, Glomerellaceae. The record is from RefSeq and is a predicted model, not a curated record.
AUGACUGAGCCGGAUCAGUGCAUCAUAUGUUUGGAGUCGCUGCAGCCCCCCUCGUCCCAGCUGGACGGCGCAAACGGAGCGGGACCUACAGUAGCGACAACAGGAACAACAUCAAAAGCCACUUACCAACGCAUCGACUCCGAUAUCGAAAUACUCGAAGAAGACGAGAACAACCAUAUUGCUACUUUGGUCGGCUGCAAUCACGUUGUCCAUGAUCGAUGCAUCAGGAGUUGGGCAAAGAAUUCCAAUACUUGCCCCAUCUGUCGUACACCUUUCAAUGAAGUCAGUCUAUCAUCUGAGCUGAACGGUCCUCCCGUCGAUUCGUAUGCUGUUCAAGAUAAGAAGCAAGAACAGGAAUUCGAUAUUCACAGAUGGCUUGAGGAAAACCCCGAAGAUGAUGCUUCCGAGCCCAGUCCGAUUUGCCCCAUCUGCGAGUCUGGAGAUCACGAAGACGUAUUGCUCCUCUGCGAUGGCUGCAACGCAGCCUACCACACACACUGUAUUGGUCUGGCCGGCGUGCCUCAGACAGAAUAUUGGUUCUGUUUUGAGUGUACCGAGAACAACACAGGUCAUUCUCGCCCUGGAGAUAUUUCACAGGCCGAUUUGCAAGAGGCGCAGGCCAUUUCGCAGGCCAUCGCGCAGGCUGCACGCCCCUCUAACAGACGGAGCGUCUACGCCCGGCGUGGCUUCCUGCGUACUCAACUGCAGGCUAGAAAUGCCAGACGCGAGGCUAGAUCCCUUGAGUGGCAAGGCGCCUGGGAUCGUAUUGCGAGCCGUAUCUACGACGCCACUGAUAUCGACCUCGAUAACCAUGAAGAGGACGACGCCUUCCAGAGUUUCCGUCGAGUACAAUCGCAGCGGGAGCAGAGAGAACAGAUCCGCGAUUUGCAGGAGCAUCGCGACUGGGAACAGCGUAUGAGCAUUGCCAGCCGCAUGGGCGCGAGGGAUGUGUUUGUGCGAAAUAUUCGCCCGACCGUUGGUCACCGUUUGGACGGCCUUCCUGUUGAGCCAGUUCAGCCGCCUCCGCCUCCUCCUGCUCCCGAAACUAGAGACGAGCAAAGAGCUUGGGGUGCACUUGAACGGGCUCGUGAUACCGAAACCACCCCCAAUACCCGGAAGCGAAAGUCCAGAUCUGUUACGGCUUCCCCGCAGGAGCCCGCACAGGAACCCGAGCGCAAAUUGAAGAGACCCCGUACUCGCAGGCUGCCUUUGCAAGGAGAAGCGUCGGCCUCUGGCUCUGGCUCUGGAUCUGUUCCUGUUCCUGUUCCUGUUCCUGUUUCUGCCUCGGCGUCGGCGUCAGCGUCAGCAUCAACAUCAACAUCAGCAUCAGCAUUAGCAUCUGCAUCAGCCUCUGCUCCCACCUCUGUGCCCACAGCAACCUCUUCGCCUGCACCGACGACCGCACCGGCCUCGAGACAGACAAACCACCCGGCUCGCCGUCCUCAAUCCCCCAUCGGCACGGAGACCGGACCCUCUUUCCUGUCUUCUCUACUCAAAGAGGUUGAGAUGAGCACCCCGUCAGACGACGAUGCGAUGCGCAACUACUUCGGCACUCGUUCUGGGAUUGACCCCUCUUCCCCAGUCACAUCCCCCUCGCCCUCUUCGCGCAACUCCCCCCGAGCCCUGUCCCUCACACCACCACCGCACCCCCGGCCUAGUUCUCCUACGCUGUCUCUAAGCUCUUACGUAGAGCCAAGAUUUCCCAAGGCCAACUACUCGCCGACUCGAGCUUCGGGCGACAGCAGCGACUCCGAUAGCCGGUCGAACGGCGCCGAAAUUCGUCAGCCUCGACCCCAACGACCAAUGCGCCACCGAGCCAACCUCACCCGGUCGCAAGAUUCGUCCCCGACUCGAUCUGCUAUAUCUCUAGAAAACAAGGAGAGAAUCAGCAAUAUUGUCCGGGCUGCGCUGAAUCCCCAUUACCGCGCGAAAGGUCUCACAACUGAGCAGUAUGCAACUAUUAAUCGUGACGUUUCUCGCAAGUUGUACGAGGGUUUGCGCGAUCCGCUAGCUCUCGACGAGGAUGCUAAGAAAGCAUGGGAAAAGAUCGCCGCUAGGGAGGUGGCCCGUGCAGUUGAGGAACUGAAGGCUUGA